AUGCUUUCUCUUCUCACUCUACAUCCGCCCAGUCUCGCACUCUCGCACUCUCGCAGUCUUGCUGUCAAUCACGACAAGAUGGCGCAAUCUACGCGCACCUUGUCGCUCCGCAUCCUCUCGCCAGCCGUCGAGCUGGGCCAGGGCCUCGACAUGGCUGACAUGCCAAUCGACACCACCAUAGGCGCAUUGAAGUCAAAGUUGACCGACAUGCUGCCCACAAACCCUACGCCUGAUCGCAUGAGACUCAUCCACUAUGGCCGCCUGCUGGCCAACGACGACGAGACACUGGCACACCUAUUCGGAGAAGCCGCCAUUACCCAAACCACGCCCUUCACAUUACAUCUCGUCGUCCGCGCUCCUCCCACUCCAAUGGAGACGGCAGCUACCCGACAACCGCUCUUUGCAAACUGGGCUCCUCAGAAUGCCCAACCAGGCCCCGCACAACAACAGCCAAAUGUCCUUCCACCAGGCGCUGCGAACCAUCCCUUGAUGCGACCAGGUGCUGCCUUCGUCUCGCCGUCCCAAGGUGCUACUGCCACUCCACCGCAUCCUGCCGCUCCUACACCGACCAUACAACACAGCCACGCACCUUCGCCCAAUCCGCUGCAUCAGCUCAUGGAGCGCCAACAACAACAGCUUAGACAGCUCCACGACCACCGUCCUCAAUUUCCUCUACCCGCCAUGCCGAGACAAACUCCUCCUCAGAGUGCUCCACAUACUCCACCACCCUUCGCUCACCACCAUGCCCAUCCACACAUCCACCAACAUCUCCAUCACCCAAAUAUUGCCCAUGUCCACCAGCAACCGCCCCACCCGCAGCACCCACAACACCCUCAACACCCACUCCACCAACAACCACACCAGCGUACCGCUACCAUAACAAUCAACCAAAGCACAAUCGCUGUACCUAUGCCUCUUGGUCCCCGUGCCAUGCCCAUGGGUCAGAUGCCCCUACCUGGCUUCCCACCAAUGCACAACAUGUUUCAUCAAGCUGCUCAACCGCAAAUGCAGCAAUUCAAUCCGGCUUCGCCCACCGUCUACCUGCUCUCAUCACCAACCGGCCCACAAGCUCUGCUAUUUUCUCCACAAGGCACAUAUACAGCAAGCUUACCACACACUCCUUUCCUUGGUUUACCCAACAUGCCCGGCAUACUCAAUCCGCUCUCGGCCCAUACACGACCUCAGACACCUGCUGCUCAAGCGGCGGCAGCGGCGGCGGCGCCACCAGCAGACGUCCAACAACGUCCUGUUGUCAUUGACCCUCAACAACCACCGGAACAGAUUGCGCAACAGAUCGUCCAGCAAAUGAACCAGGGAGGUGCAGAAAACCAAGAAUUUAAUGCUCUCGCACCAUGGCAACCGCUCUUGGCUCAGGGCUGGAUGUUACUACGUCUCUUGUUCUUCGCAUGGAUCUUACUGGGCACAGGUCAAGGAUGGCGAAGACCAUUGGCUCUUCUCGCCAUUGGCAUUGUCUUCUGGGCUGUUAAUGCUGGCGGCAUUGGCAACACAGUCAGAGAUGCAGUUCGAUCAUGGUGGGAAGCAGUUGUCGGAUUACCUGGACAACAACAGCAACAAGACCACGGUGUAGUCAGACAAGCUCUGCGACCCGCCGAACGCCUCCUCGCUCUGCUUAUUGCAUCAUUAUGGCCUGGAGUCGGCGAACGUACCGUUACUGCCAGGAGAGAAGCAGAAGAAAGACAAAGACGUGAAGAAGGAGAGCGACAGGCAGCAGAAGCAGAGCGCCAGAGACAGCUCGAAGCCGAGCAAUCUGCCACUCAAGCAGAGACUACGAGUGCAGGAGAAAGCGACCCAGUCACCACGAUUGAAGGACCAUCUACUACCACAGCGACGGCCACUGGUAACGAUGUGUCUGACGGAAACCAAGAGAUCAGGGAGAGGAAGACGACGACACAGGAUCAAAGCGCCGAAGAGCAGGCUAGCUCAUCAGAACCUGCCUUGUCGCGUGAAGAGCAGAGAGCUCAGCAAGUCAGCAAUCUCACCGCAGACUGGUGA
Messenger RNA from Aureobasidium melanogenum CBS 110374, 2013 nucleotides. RefSeq lists its product as uncharacterized. The transcript has a single exon. NCBI's taxonomy places the organism in Eukaryota, Fungi, Ascomycota, Dothideomycetes, Dothideales, Saccotheciaceae. Bases 1 to 2013 code for a protein of 670 amino acids. The record is from RefSeq and is a predicted model, not a curated record.